AUGAUUUUCAGUGAAAAUUUAGCAUGGUUACUUAGGCUUUCCUCACAGACUGUGUAUCUGUCAAAUUUUUUAGGAACGCCGCAGCGGAAAAUUCAGGAAGGAACAAUGGAUGACUACAACUUUUCAAUUUCAGAUAGUUGGUCAUUUGAGAAUGAUAUUCGUAGUGAGGAGAGUGUCUCCCACAAUAGUCGCGAUUAUACACUAGAAUUUACCACCGACCAGAUUUUUGAAAGUAGAGAAGAUAUGUUAGCUUGGGUGCGGAGCGUUAGUCUAAAAUAUGGUAUUGUGGUGGUUAUUUUAAAUUCUGCUAAGUUAAAAGGCGGCAAAUUGCCGAAGUGCAUUCUUGGUUGUGAAAGAGGAGGAAAGUAUGAACUGCCAGGGUAUCUGGUUGAAGGGCAAUCCUUGCAAAGAAACACUGGGACUAGAAAAUGCGAUUGCCCAUUUCAACUGCGAGCCAAACUGGACGGUUUAACUCCUAUUCAGUAUGUCAUACGUCAAUUACUUAAGAAACAUUACCUCCAUCAAUUUCUUACAAAUUCGGAUACUAACGAAAUCACAGAUAUUAUUUGGGUUCAUCCUAUGAGUCUAGAGUUAUCUGUCAACUUUCCGUCUGUACUAAUCAUUGACGCCACGUACAAGACCAAUGAGUAG
Rhododendron vialii is the source of this 651-nucleotide messenger RNA. RefSeq lists its product as uncharacterized. The record is from RefSeq and is a predicted model, not a curated record. NCBI's taxonomy places the organism in Eukaryota, Viridiplantae, Streptophyta, Magnoliopsida, Ericales, Ericaceae. The coding region runs from base 1 to 651 and encodes 216 amino acids. The transcript is spliced from 3 exons.